Messenger RNA from Prorocentrum cordatum, 807 nucleotides. The record is from the annotation of a GenBank genome assembly. NCBI's taxonomy places the organism in Eukaryota, Dinophyceae, Prorocentrales, Prorocentraceae.
CACUCCCCGCAGCCUGGCACCCCCGCGGGAGGCCGGCGGCGGAUUCGGCCGGACGGGUCCUCGCCGGCGAUGGCGCGCGGGCUGGCGGCGGCAGUGCUGAUGUCGUUGGCUUUCUCGCUGGCGGGCGCAGUGGACUCCGAGGCCAGUCGUCCCAAGGGCGCCCGCAGGCAGGCCGGCGAGCAGGAGCACAGGAAGGCUGCCGUGCUGGAGGGCGCCGCGGGCUCCGAGGCGGGCCGUCCCCGGGGUGCCCGCGGGAGGGCCCCCGAGCGCGUCCGCGCGAGGGCCUCCGUGCUGGAGGUGGAGGGCGCGGUGGCCUCCGAGGCCGGACGCCCCCGGGGCGCCCGCGGGGAGGCCCCCGAGCGCGUCCACAGGAAGGCCGCCGUGCCGGAAGGUGCCGUGGGCUCCGAGGGCGGUGGUCCCAGGGGCGCCCUCCGGAAGGCCCACGGGCACGUCCACGCGGGGGCCUCGCUGCUAGAGGGCGCGGCGGGCUCCGAGGCCUCUCGUCCCAAGGGUGCCCGCAGGCGUGCCCGCGAGCGCGCGCUCGCGAAGACUGCCGCGGACGAGGUCGCCGCGGCCGGCUGCGUCAACCUCGGCGGCGACAAGCGGUUCUCGGACGGGCAUGACGAGACGAUCCAAGUGCUGCAGCGUCGCUGUUGGAUCACCUUCAGCCUCUCGGAUGGGCAGAUGCAUCGCGGUCUCGUCAGGGGUUACAAGGUCCACGUGGAGCCUCCUUUCCCCGACGGCGAAAUGUUGCCGAACCAGACCAUCACGUUCGAGGACGGCAAACGUUGGGUCCGCAAGUUCUGA